UGACUGUCCCGCGGCGCGCACGUCUCGCGCACCGUCCGCGCAGCAUGUGUCAGUGAGGACCGCAAGACCGCGCAAUGAAGGGCCGCCACCAGUUCCGCCGUCGCUUCAGCUUGCAGCCCUCUUUUAUGAAAGAGGAGCAUGAGGAAGACAGGCGCCCGCCACACAGAACCGAAAGGACAGAAGAUACAGUGUCGAGUAGCGGUAACCUCAACAGCAACAGCGUAGUGCGCCACAAAAUAGUCGUAAUGGGAGCUGCUAAAGUCGGCAAAUCGUCGCUUAUCUCACAGUUCCUCUACACCACUUUCUCGCCGAAAUACAAAAGGACAAUAGAGGAAAUGCACCACGGCGACUUCAAUGUGUCCGGAGUGAGACUGACUUUAGAUAUUUUAGACACGUCAGGGGCAUAUGAGUUUCCCGCUAUGAGGGCGCUUUCGAUGCAAUCGGCUGAUGCUUUUAUUCUCGUAUACGAUAUCACUGAUGCAGAUAGUUUCUCAGAAGUGAGAGCAUUGAGGGAUCAAAUACACGAAACGAAGGAGAGCACGGCGGUACCGAUCGUGGUCGUCGGCAAUAAGGUGGACUUGGCCGAGAGCGGCGCGAGACAAGUAGAAUUCCACACGACAGAAUCAGUCGUGACCGUCGACUGGGAAAACGGCUUCGUCGAAGCAUCCGCGAAGGACAACAUUAAUGUCUCACAGAUUUUUAAGGAGCUUCUGGUACAGGCGAAGGUAAAGUAUAACCUAUCGCCAGCUCUGCGGAGAAGGAGGCGGCAAUCGUUACCGACAGGACCUCAGGGCCCACCUGGGUCAAGUCCGACCCCACCUGCUUCGUCGCACCAACCCCACGUCCCGUCGCCGGCCCAGUUGGCACAUUUACAACAGAUCAGGGAAAGGCAUAACAACAAAAGAAACUCCUGUAUCAUCUCCUAAACUAUUCUUCCAGUUGCUUGAUGUGGAUGAAAUCUAUUUGUGACAUUGGCAUACCGAAUUAUUAUGAUGACAAAACUUAAUCAAAGCAAGAAAUA
Molecule: messenger RNA, 1021 nt
Organism: Chilo suppressalis (striped riceborer)
Lineage: Eukaryota; Metazoa; Arthropoda; Insecta; Lepidoptera; Crambidae
Source: the annotation of a GenBank genome assembly